AGACUCGCGCCUUCCUCUCAGACUGGCGCCUUUCUCAGACUCGCGCCUUUCUCGGCAGCUCGCGCCGCCUUUCUCGGCAGCUCGCGCCGCUUUCUCGGCAACUGGCACCUCUUCGGCAGCUCGCACAGCCGUUCUCGGCAGUUUGCGCCUCACUCCCUUCAGCCUUCUUUUUCCCACGGUCUUCUAGUUGCCUACAAACUGCGGAGGCACCAGUAGCUAAGGCUGCUACCUAACUCUCAACCAUGGCUUCAAACGAAGAUUUCUACGUCACACAAGACUCGGAGGUCCCGGUAGAUCUCAAGGACAUCAAUGUGGAGCCCCUUCCUAUGGAGGACAUUCCGAUGGAAAGCAUUCAGUACGAGGAUCUUGCUGGCAGUUGGGUCCACGGUGGCCACAACCACCCGCCUCUGCUCACGGUGCAGCCGCUCUUCGGGAACAUGGGCUAUGGCGACCACGACCAGGAAAUGAUCAUGGUGCAGACACAAGAGGAGGUGGUGAACUACUGCAGUUCAGGCGGCGUGCCAGGCAAUGAUUCCGAGGACCAGUUGGUCAUGCCGGAUAGCAGUGAAGAUGAGCACUUCCAGCAGACCCUGGCCUCUCUGGCAGCCUCGGCGGCAUCGACAUCAACACAGAGCCGCAGCAGAAAGCGCAGCAGAAAGCCCAGCCAAAAGGCCAGCAACAGCGGUGCCACCAGCACUGAGGCCAAGCCGGCAGACAGCAGCCCCAACGAGGGCAACAAGAAGUGGGGGCAGAAGCAAAUGCAGAUCACAACGCUCGGGGGUGAGUUUUCCGUGACUAUGUGGUCCCCUAGUGAUAACAAUGACAAAGGGAGAGUGGGUGAAGGCCGGGCUGAUAACUCACCUGAUUAUUCCGAGUACUUGAAAGGGAAAAAACUUCCUCCUGAAGGAUUACCAGGAAUCGAUCUCUCAGAUCCCAAACAGCUGGCAGAAUUUACUAAAAUGAAGCCCAAAAGGUCCAAAGAAGAACCUCCCAAAACAGUCCCUUGCGCUCAUAUUGGCUGCGAAAAGAUGUUCAGGGAUUACGGCGCCAUGAGGAAACAUCUCCACAUCCACGGGCCCAGAGUCCACGUAUGUGCAGAAUGUGGCAAAGCUUUUAUUGAGAGCUCAAAGCUGAAACGACAUCAGCUGGUUCACACGGGCGAGAAACCCUUUCAGUGCACGUUCGAAGGUUGCGGGAAACGCUUUUCCCUUGAUUUCAAUUUGCGCACCCAUGUGCGCAUCCACACCGGCGACAAGCCCUUCGUGUGCCCUUUCGAUAUUUGCAAUAGGAGAUUCGCCCAGUCGACCAACCUGAAAACGCAUAUGUUAACGCAUGUGAAGAACAAAAACAGCCAGUGAAAAGGAGAAGACCUCUCUCAGACUUGGGAAUCAUCUUCCAGGCUUCCAGGACUGUGGUAGGGAAUAAAUAUGCCUCUCCAAGCUUUAUAUGUUUUUCUAAGAGUUUUAAAAAAUGAAUGCUACACAUCUAAGGUUUGUGUUUUCUUAGAGUAGUAAAAUGCAAUCUAAAAGUUUUUAAAAAAGUAAAC
This is a messenger RNA of Sapajus apella (tufted capuchin), 1546 nucleotides long. It is a transcript of the gene YY2, whose product is annotated as YY2 transcription factor. Gene Ontology annotation, cellular component: transcription regulator complex; PcG protein complex. Gene Ontology annotation, molecular function: DNA-binding transcription factor activity, RNA polymerase II-specific; RNA polymerase II cis-regulatory region sequence-specific DNA binding. The transcript has a single exon. The coding region runs from base 243 to 1358 and encodes 371 amino acids. NCBI's taxonomy places the organism in Eukaryota, Metazoa, Chordata, Mammalia, Primates, Cebidae. The record is from RefSeq and is a predicted model, not a curated record. Gene Ontology annotation, biological process: regulation of transcription by RNA polymerase II.